Molecule: messenger RNA, 1074 nt
Organism: Penicillium nucicola
Lineage: Eukaryota; Fungi; Ascomycota; Eurotiomycetes; Eurotiales; Aspergillaceae
Product: putative adenosine deaminase
Exons: 4
Coding region: 1-1074 (357 amino acids)
Biological process (GO): inosine biosynthetic process; adenosine catabolic process
Molecular function (GO): adenosine deaminase activity
Source: RefSeq, a predicted model, not a curated record
AUGACAGCCAUGACGGUCACAGACACCUUCAAGUCAGUCGACGAAUCUUUUGUAAAAGCAUUGCCCAAGAUCGAGCUUCACGCUCAUCUCAGUGGCAGUAUCAGUCGUCAAUGUCUGCACGAGCUAUGGAAGCAAAAGAAAGCAGAGGACCUUGAUUUCGAUGUCGAAGACCCACUGGUUCUUAUGCCGCUGGGAAAGGUGGAUUAUGACCUGAAGACCUUCUUCUCAACCUUCUCCAGAUUAACCUACCAAAUCUGCAAUGAUCUCAAGAGCCUCGCCUACGCCACCAACUCAGUACUCCAGGACUUUUUAGACGAUGGAGUCGUGUACCUAGAGCUACGCACCAUCCCACGAGCAUCGCCGGGUAUCACCCGAAACGAAUACAUCAACACGGUGCUAACGACCAUCGAAAAGUUCCAAACCCAAAGCACGCAGAUGACCGUAUCUCUAAUCCUAGCAAUCGACCGAGGCAGCAUGAAUGCAACCGAAGCAGACGAAAUCGUUGAUCUGGCCAUCGCAAACAGGCCGCGCGGGGUUGUCGGUGUUGACCUCUGCGGCAACCCAACCAAAGGCGACGUCAGCAUUUACAGGGAUGCUUUUGCGCGGGCGAAAUCCAGCGGGUUGGGCAUCACGCUGCACUUUGCCGAGACAGUCGCCUCAGCCUCGCAGUUGGAGUUGGCCACGCUGCUUUCGUUUAUGCCUGAUCGGCUCGGGCAUGUAAUUCACGUGUCGGACGAGUUCAAGAGGGAGAUUUCUCGGCGAAAACUCGGGCUUGAGUUGUGCAUUUCCUGCAAUGUUCAUGCGAAGAUGAUUAAUGGAGGGUUUCUGGAUCAUCACUUUGGGUAUUGGCGGCAUGAGGAGUGUCCGAUCGCAUUGUGUACCGAUGAUGUGGGCUUCUUCUGUAGUCCUGUCUCCAAUGAAUACCUCCUCGCUUCGCAGCAUUUUGGCUUGGAUGGUGACGACCUCUUACGGGUCUGCCACAAGGCCAUCGAGGCCAUUUUUGCCAGUGAAGCUGAGAAGGAAAGAAUUACUCGGCUGCUGGAGGUGUUUCAAGCCAACUUGAGUAUACCAUAG